Messenger RNA from Scylla paramamosain (green mud crab), 4095 nucleotides. RefSeq names its product testis-expressed protein 2-like. Lineage: Eukaryota; Metazoa; Arthropoda; Malacostraca; Decapoda; Portunidae. The coding region runs from base 239 to 3514 and encodes 1091 amino acids. Gene Ontology annotation, cellular component: endoplasmic reticulum. The transcript is spliced from 12 exons. The record is from RefSeq and is a predicted model, not a curated record. Gene Ontology annotation, molecular function: lipid binding.
CCAGCUGGUGACGUCACAACAACAUGACGUCACGUGUAUCGUCUGUUGUCAGUCUGAGUCAGGCCAGAGAGGGAGACACACCUAUUUUCACACGCCUAUUUCUCCCAUUUCCCAGCAAGCCAUGGUGCCGCCGCCUGACUGACUAAUUAACCAUCCUUCACACACACACACACACACACACACACACACACACACACACACACACACACACAGAGGGGGUGGAUGCACAGAGUUGAGGAUGGAUAGACAGACAGACAGACGCAAAACAGCAGCAAUGACACAAAAUUUAUGGAGAGAAUUGAAGGCAGCAACCAUGAGUGGCCGUGACAGCAGCCCCAAGAUCUCCCUGGCACUGCUGAAGGGGAGGGCGUCCAAUCAGAGCGUGCCCACCAUCAGCUUCCGGUUCGACCCCUCUGCGGAAAACAUUACACAGAUUUCGGACCAGGAGGAGGUCCUGGAGGAGCCUCACCAUGUCACAAAAGAAGAGGACAGCUUCACCGACACCUCCUGCAGCCUGGACGCAGGUGCGGGCUCCACAGCAAACAUGGGGAGGGCCGAGUCACUGCGAGAGGCAUCCCCGGUGAAGGAAGCCCUCGGACGUAGCCUUGGCAAGCGUUCCUCGUCUUUAGACAGCUCCAGUGGGGGUGUGGAUGGCCUCCCCCCCUCCCAGGCCCCGCGGGUGGGUGACGGAGGGGGUGGUGGAGGAGGUGGAGGGGGUGGAGGGCUGUUGUCGCGGAUUACUAAAACAUUCGAAGACAAGAUCAACGAGAUUCGGAAGGACAAGGAAGGAAAGGAGAAGGAACGGUUGUGUGCCAGCGAAGGGUCAACGGAGAGCGAUGGGGGAGGGUCAAGUGGGGGGCCUGACCGCUCGCCGACCUGCCCCGCACCCCUGACCGGCAAGAACGAAGAUCUGGUCCCGGGGGCGCUGUCAGGGUCACCUCCCAAGACCAAAACGACCCUGGUGCAGGACAUUACAGAACACACCAGCAAGAUUAAGUCUGAACUGGGGAGCAUCAGGCCCAAACUGUCCGAACUGCGGCAGCGGCGGUCGAAGGACGGGGCGAAGGGGAAGGACUCGAAGGGCAAGGACGUGAAGGGGAAGUCGUCGGUGUUCACGUCACUCCUUGGCCGCGACGAGGGAAUGGGAGAGGAGAUGCUGCUUGAGAUUGACGAAGGGGAGGUGGACCGCGCGGAGGAGGCCAUCGAGGCAACCACAGCAUUCCUACAGGACGCCGCAGGGACCCCAAGCUCCCCCACGCCCCUCAUGGAGACCCCCACAGCAGAACCGAUCAAGGUCGACACCACAGUCACUCUCAAGUCUCAAGUUCUAGAGGUUGCAAGUCAGGUUCCCUUCACAAUGUCAUUCUUCUAUAAAUUUCUGACGGCUCUGUUUGUCGUGGCGUUUAUACUCCCCCUGCCGGCCUUCCUGGGGGGGCUCCUGGUGGGGGUGAUGGUGUCUGCGCUGGUCAUGCACUGUAUCCUCCACUUCCUCCUGCCCUCGGGUGGUGAUGGCGGUGGUGCGUUUGUUGAUGAUGGCCCUGUGGUGCUGAAACUGCCGACUUAUGAGGACAAGCAGCUAUACAAGGGGUGGAUGAACAAGCUGGAGGGAGAGUACAGUCCAGACACCUACCAUGUUUCCCACACCCACUCUGUGCUGGUCAGACUGCAAGGGUCUAGGCUCAAGAUGGACUUUCCCAGGGGCAAGGUCCCUAAACACGCCCGACUGAAGGAGGAGAUAAGGAAUCAAACAUUUACUCAUCACUUGGAGUACGACCUCGCCGGCAGCCAGGUCAUGCUGCUGCCCAAGAACCUGCCACGCCGAUGGCUGUGGAGUCGCAAGUACCCAAUCUGCAUCCAGCUGGCCGGCUGUUCCAAGGAGAGCUCCCCCUCCCCGGUCUCCAUCACUUCCACCCCUGCCGGCUCAGCUCACGGCAGCCCCAUGCAUUUCGCCAGCCCUGGGCCACCCCCAACACCUCCAUUCGACCUGGGGGGGCGGCAGGGAAGCUCGGAGAGUGGCGAGGGGAACUGGAGCCUUGAGAAUAAUAGAUCGUCAGGUGAAGAUGAGCUUAUGUCAUCUUCACUGGACAUGGCAUCGUUUGAGGAGGUGACCAGGGACAUGUGUCAAGAGAAAAUGGUGGUGCUGUUUGCCAGGUGUGACCGCGAGAAGGACGACUGGUUCCGGAGGUUAGUGGCUGCCUCGGUGCUUCCCCCAAGCCGCCCCCAACGGUCCUCCCCCAGCCACAAGCCCCUGCAGGACCUGGGUGACACUAUCCUGCUGGAGGGACUGUCUGACACCCCACUGAAGGAGGGCCAGGAGAGCAGUGGAAGCAACACCCCACCGGAACUGUCGUUUGAACGCUACAUGGCCCGCCUCCUCUACCAGCCCCCCUCGUCUGCCCCUGCCUCAGCACCCCCCUCCACCACCCCCGGCCCCGCCCCGCCCCAGGACCCGGCCAGCGUGGCGUGGAUCAAUGCACUUGCUGGCCGGAUAUUCUAUGACUUCCUGAGAAAUCCGUUUUGGGCCAAUAAGGUGCAAGAGAGGGUGCAGCGCAAACUCAGCAAGCUACAUGUUCCGUAUUUUGUUGGCGACCUGGUGGUGUGUGGGGUCAGCAUGGGGUCGGCCACGCCCCACCUGCUGGCCGCCGGCACCCCACACCUGGACUCCCGGGGGCUGUGGGUGGACCUGAGUGUGGAGUACUCCGGCAACUUCACCCUCAGCCUGGAGACCAAGCUGGACCUCAUGAAGCUGAAGCGAUCUGGCGAGCUGGACCAGGCGCAGCACACCAGCCUGGCCCAGUCCCUGCCGCCCAGCCCCGGGGAGCCCGCCCACCCCAGGGUGUACACGCGCUCCCCCUCCUCGGACAGACUGCUGAGGAACCUGCACUUUGACACGGACACGGACGACAGCGUGGAGUCAUCCAGCGAAGAGGAGGAGGAGGAGGAAGGCACACUGGCCGAGGCUGGCCUGCCGACGGGGGGCAGCGGCCCCACGUCGCGGCGCUUACUGCGGCUGGUGGACACCGUGGCGGCCUCCCGGUACUUCCAGCACGCGGCAGAGUGGCGGCUGCUGCAGCGCGCCCUGCAGGGCGUCAGCAACACCAGGAUUGAGCUGAGCGUCGAGGUGCGCCACCUGUCUGGCACCCUGGCGCUCAACGUGCCCCCGCAGCCCACAGACCGCCUGUGGUACGGCUUCCGCGGCGCCCCGGAGCUCACCAUGGUGGCUCGGCCGCGGCUGGGCGACCGCGCCCUCAGCCUGCCCAUCCUGGUGGAGUUCAUCCAGCGGCAGCUGAAGGUGGUGUUUGAGAAGGUGUUUGUGCUGCCCAACAUGGAUGACCUGGUCAUCCCCAUCAUGUCCCCGCUGCUCCCUGGCCAGCACUGCCCCCCGCGGCCCCCCUGGGAGACCACACACCCCCACUCCCCCCCAGACGCCCCCUUCGCUCCCCCACUGUCCCCCCCAAGGGCCACGCCACAAGUCAUCACCCCUAUAGUAAAGUUUACGCCGUCUUCACACUGAUCUGACUCUGGCGGCCAGCACAAGGUUGUCUGUGUGUGUGUGUGUGUGUGUGUGUGUAUACAUGUGUGUGUGUGUGUGUGUGUGUGUGUGUGUACGUCUGUUUGGUUCUAGUGGUGUUUUUUAUAUCUAUUGUGUGCGUUGGUGUGUGUGUGUGUGUGUGUGUUUCUUUUUCUUGUAAAGUUUGUGUUUUUGCUCUCUCUCUCUCUCUCUCUCUCUCUCUCUCUCUCUCUCUCUCUCUCUCUCUCUCUCUCUCUCUCUCUCUCUCUCUCUCUCUCUCUCUCUCUCUCUCUCUCUCUCUCUCUCUCAGUAUACCAAUAAUUAAAAGAAAAUUGAGUCAAAGAAAAAAGAUAAAAACAUAAAUAGAGAAAGACGAAAAAUAAGAAUGAUAAAUGAAACAGAGAGGAAUGAAAGAAAUAGGAAUAAAUGAAGAACAAAUGAAGGAGUAAAGGAAAGCAAGAAAAAAAAGGAGGAGGAACUAGACACACACACACACACACACACACACACACACACACACACACACACACACACACACACACACACACACACACACACACACACACACACACACACACACACAC